Messenger RNA from Bombyx mori (domestic silkworm), 6176 nucleotides. RefSeq names its product THO complex subunit 1 (gene Hpr1). Gene Ontology annotation, biological process: regulation of DNA-templated transcription elongation; signal transduction; mRNA export from nucleus. Gene Ontology annotation, cellular component: THO complex part of transcription export complex. NCBI's taxonomy places the organism in Eukaryota, Metazoa, Arthropoda, Insecta, Lepidoptera, Bombycidae. The transcript is spliced from 10 exons. Bases 4107 to 6128 code for a protein of 673 amino acids. Gene Ontology annotation, molecular function: protein binding. The record is from RefSeq and is a predicted model, not a curated record.
CUACCAGAACAUGUUGCUCUUUCACUUAUAAAUAAUAUUUCACUAUCAAUUUUCAAUAUUUUUAAAUAUGGACAGAGUCCUCCAGUGGAACUGUAAAAGUAUAGUUCCUAAAAAACAUGAAAUUAUAUCUUUAAUUAAUUCACAUAAUAUUUUUUUACUAGCCAUAUCAGAAACUUGGUUAGUUCCAGGUUCCAAUUUCCGUAUGGCCGGUUUUAAUAUUCUCAGACAUGAUAGACAUGAUGGGUAUGGUGGCACAGCCCUUUUAAUUCGUAAUAAUCACAGAUUUUCUUCUUUGCCAAUCCCAGCUUUUAACUCGGAUAUUUUACAAGCAGUGGCUGCCCGAGUAGGUGAGGUAACAUAUCUAUCUGUGUACAUUUCAGAAAAGGAUUUAUCUGUUCUGCCUAUACUAGACAAAAUCAUUCAAUCAUUACCCAAACCAAUAGUAGUUCUAGGGGAUUUCAACGCUCACCACUUCUUAUGGGGAGCACCCAACGAUGAUGGCAUGGGAAAUGGCUUAAUGGAGAUAAUAAAUGAUCAUAAUCUUUGUGUUCUGAAUGAUGGGUCCCCCACUCGUCGCCCAGUUCCGGGUCAAGCCCCAAGUUAUGUUGAUAUUACACUUAGUUCAGCCAGUUUGUCUUCACUGUUAAACUGGGAAUGUUUAACGCUGUCCUGUGGCAGUGAUCAUUAUCCCUUAUUAAUUUCCUUGCCCUCUGGUAAAACAGGCACUUUUAAUCCACUACCGCCGUUAUUUAAGUUCAGAUUAAAUAACUAUGAUUGGGAACUGUUUAGUCAAGAAGUCGAAUCGAAAAUUAUGUCCCUUCCAAGUUUAUCUACUCUUGAUGAUUAUAACAACAUAAACAAGGCGUAUGAUAACCUUAUUACGGCAUACUUAGCAGCUGCAGAUAAACAUAUCCCCAAAAAGAAUGUUGCCCAUAAGAAAAUAUCUUCUCCCCCAUGGUGGGACAAAGAAUGUACAGAAGCUGUCAAUAAAAGAAAUGAUGCAGAAAAACUUAAUAAGCAAUGUUUGACCAUGCAUAGUUAUUUAUUUUAUAAAAAUGUUGAAGCGGCCACUAAAAGGCUUCUUCGGAAAAAGAAAAAAGAGGGAUGGAAAAGAUUUUGUUCCAAGCUUUCGCCUGAUUCGCCAUCCUCCCUAAUCUGGAAAAAUAUAAGAAUGUUUAGAUCUUCUUUUAUAGCCCCAUCUAGAAAUUAUACAUCGCAAGAAUGGAUUAAUCCUUUUUUGGACAAUAUCGCACCCACUAUGGUUCCUAAGUUUGACCAAUUGCCUUAUACAUACUCUUAUAUAUCAGAUAACUCUAAUAUUAAUAAUAACUUAGCGUGUUCAUUUUCUUUGCCGGAACUUCAAUUAGUAUUGAACCGGUUAUCAGACUCCACUCCAGGAUGUGAUGGUAUUCCUUACUCUUUCUUAAUUAAUUCAAAACCUAUAACCCUAUCAUAUUUACUGAAUUUAAUUAAUUCUAUAAUAGACACUGGUAUAAUACCUUCUUCCUGGAAACAUCAAAUUAUAAUACCUAUAUUAAAGCCUAACAAAGAUUCAAAUAAUCCUUUAUCUUAUAGACCUGUAGCGUUAUCAUCUGUUUUGGUAAAAUUAGCAGAACAUUUAAUUAAACAAAGAUUUGAGUGGUACGUAGAACAUAACAAUCUUUUGCCUUGCUCUCAAUAUGGGUUCAGAAGAGGUAAAGGUGUGUCCGAUAGCCAUGCCAUUUUUGCAACAGACAUUUUUUUGUCUUUUUCGAAAUCUGAAUCGGUUGUGGGAGCCUUUUUAGAUAUUCAAAGCGCGUAUGAUAAUGUAAACUUAAUUAAAUUAAAAGAAAAAAUGUCGGAUUUAAAAUUACCAUUAAAAUUUAUUGAUUUCAUUUUUAAUUUAUAUACUGGAAGGACUAUUUCUUUACAUAUACCUGGUUUUGAGGACAAAAUAAGAAAAGUUUGGAAAGGUAUCCCUCAGGGUUCUGUUCUAAGUCCUCUAUUAUAUGACAUUUAUACUUUCGAUCUCCAUUUAAAUGUUGAUCCUUCCUGUUCCAUCUUACAAUAUGCAGAUGAUGUCUUAGUUUACUCUGCUAACCGUGAUAUUAAAAUAGCAGCGGAAACUCUUAACGAUUCAUUAAACAAGUUAUCAUCCUGGCUCUCUGCCCAAAAUCUUUCGUUAUCUAAAUCUAAAAGUCUCAUAGUUGUUUUUACGCGGAAAAGAAAAGUUCCCACCGUAAAUAUUUCUGUUGAUGGAGAACGAAUACCAGUGGUUAAAGAGGCGAAAUUUCUUGGUCGCAUUUUUGAUUCUAGUAUGAACGGUAACGCUCAUAUCAACGACAUUGUAAGAAAAUGUGAGAAAAACAUAAAUAUUAUGAGAGCUGUAAGUGGCGUUUGGUGGGGGUCUCAUCCUGGUGUACUUAGGUUAAUGUAUAAUGCUUUGGUACGUAGUAUAUUAGACUUUGGCUCCAUAACUUUUUGUCUUGAAAACAAAGAACCUCUACAUAAAUUAGAUUUAUUACAACAUAAAAGUCUCAGGAUCGUUAUUGGAGCCAUGAAUAGUACUCCAAUAAAUGCUUUACAAAUAGAAUGCUCUGAACCGCCGCUAUCUUUGCGUAGACAAUACCUUUCUGAUAGAUUUAUAUUUAAAAUUCAACAAUAUCAUGGACACCCUUUAAUUUUAAAACUACAAAAUCUUUGUGAAGUUAUUAAUGGACGAAAUGCUUUCUGGCGUAACAGGAAAAUCCCUUACUUAGUUUCUAGCUAUAGAAGAUUUUUAGAACUACGUUGUUCAAUUCAUAAAUUUCAAUGCCACUCAACUUUUUCAUAUGAUUACGAGACUUUAAUGUUUGUACCCGAUAUCAAGUUAUCAAUAGAUGAUAUCCAAAAAGGAUCAAGCUCGGCAAACUCAAAAUUAGCCUCCUUUAUUAAAAACUUAGAACCUAAAUCGGAAGAUUUCUAUACUGACGCGUCUAAAUCCGUUUCCUCGGAUGAAAAAAGCGUAGGAGCUGCUUUCUUAAGACUCUCGUCAGGUCAUUUUCGUCUUUAUAAAUAUCCACAUCUUUCUUCAAACUUUGUUGGAGAAGGCAUGGCUGUCCUUGAAUGUGUCAAAUAUAUAAUUUGCAAUAAAAUAGAGAAUUCAUAUAUAUUUUCUGAUUCAUUGAGCUUUCUUCAGUCUCUUUUAUCAAAUCCAUUUAAAAAGAAACCUCCUUGUCCGCUUUCUCUUGAGGUUAAACUUAAAUUAAAAGAAUGUCAUGAUUCAAAUUUACGAGUCACAUUAGCAUGGAUUCCUGGCCAUUCGGGCAUCCAAGGAAAUGAAUUGGUAGAUGAUUUAGCUGCUAUGGCCGCAAGGCAGGGUAAUACAUAUAUUGACAAAGUGUAUACUCAAGACCUACUAGAAAAGCCUCGGGAGUAUCUUUUAAAAGAUUGGAACUCCCAGUGGGAAAAGUCUUGUUUAUCAAAAGGUGGACGAUAUCGUCGUCUUCAUAUCAAAAUUAAUUUAAAACCUUGGUUUUCUAAGUUUCAUUUCCCAAAAAAAGUAACAUCUACCAUAUCGAGAUUAAGAUUUGGCCAUUGUAGUUUACCCAGUCAUUUAUCGAGAAUUGGUGUCGUUGACUCAGAUGCUUGUGAACAUUGCAAUACCAAUGGAAACAUCGAACAUACAUUAUUUGAAUGUGUCAAAUACAAAUCCAAACCACUUUAUGAAUUCCUUAUAAAAUUUCGUGCUCCUCUCCCUUGUGACUCCUACACUAUACUUUCCUUUGUUGAUUUCAAAUAUACUAAAGCUCUUAUUUCUUUUCUAACCUUCCAUAAUAUUUUAUUAUAAUAUCUUUUCUUCUUUACAUUACUAUAUUUUACUAUAUGUAUAUAUUGCCCUAGUUCCUCCUAUACCGCCUAUUUCUAAAGUCCCUGCUCCUAUCCCUCUACACUGGAAUAUCAUGGCAACUCGACACCUCAAGAUGAAGUUACUAUGUCGCCUUUGGCUGACUCGACUCUGGCUAAAAUAAGCUUCCGAAUGAAGUUUGAUCGCCAUAUUGAAGAAAAAAAAAAAAAAAAUCUCAUAAAUAUUUAAUAGUGAUUGCCAAUUAAUUAAAAGUGUAAUAACAACAUCGAAUACGACCAAUAUGUCGAGCAAACCAGGAUUCGAAGAACUCCGCACGAAAUACAAAGAUGUACUUUCUAAAGCCUUUGCAACGAACAACAUUGACCUCAUCGAUUCUUUUUCCAAAAACACUGACGAAACUGACAGAAAAGCAGCUAUGGACCAAGCAUUUAGGGAUAAGCUACUUGAAUUACUUACUGAGGAUCAUAACACUCUUGAAAAUUUUGUAUCGUUCUGCAUAGAAUCAUGCAGGCGACUUAUGGUUACGCCAACAAUGCCUGUUGUAUUACUUGGCGAUAUCUUUGACGCCCUCACACUAAAUAAAUGUGAACAAUUAUUCUCAUACAUUGAAAAAGGUGUCAGUAUAUGGAAGGAAGAACUAUUUUUCGUGGCAUGCAAAAAUAAUUUAUUGAGAAUGUGUAAUGAUUUAUUAAGAAGACUUUCUCGAUCUCAAAAUACAGUUUUCUGUGGACGUAUUCUACUUUUUUUGGCAAAAUUCUUUCCAUUCUCUGAACGCUCCGGUCUUAAUAUAGUCUCUGAAUUCAAUUUAGAAAAUAUAACGGAAUUUGGUGUUGAUAAUUCAAGUACACUGAAAGAUGCUUUGGAAGAAGAAAUGGUUAUUGAUAAUGAAAAACAUAAACUGACUAUAGAUUACAAUUUAUACUGUAGAUUCUGGAGUUUGCAAGAAUUCUUCAGAAAUCCUAAUACUUGUUACAAUAAACUCCAGUGGAAGACCUUUGUUGCACACUCUGGUAGUGUAUUGUCCGCAUUCUCAUCCUACAAGCUAGAGACAGUUGAGCUGCAGAAAUCUAAAAUGAAUCGAUUGAAGCCAUUGACUGACGUGGAAAUGCAGGGUCAAGGCAAAGAGCAGCAUUACUUUGCAAAAUUUCUAACCAAUCAGAAAUUGUUAGAGUUGCAAUUAUCAGAUUCGAACUUCAGAAGAUGCGUCCUCAUACAGUUUCUAAUACUGUUUCAGUAUCUGAUGUCAACUGUUAAGUUCAAAACAGAAGCGCAGGAACUAAAAUCUGACCAGUCUGAUUGGAUUAAAGAUACAACCUCUCAGAUUUAUCGUUUGCUCGGUGAGACUCCACCGAAUGGGAAGAAAUUUGCGGAAUGCGUUAAAAGCAUACUAAAGCGAGAAGAACAUUGGAACAACUGGAAAAAUGAUGGGUGUCCAGAAUUUCAAAAACCCAAGCCACCGACACAAUUGGACACCCCUGAAGAUGUUAAGAAAUCACGCAAAAGGCGUCGUCCGGUCGGCGAUAUUGUUAAGGAAUACGAAGGACAGAAGAAAUCCUAUAUGGGAAACAAUGAGUUGACGAAACUCUGGAAUCUGUGUCCGGAUAAUUUAGCGGCCUGUCGCACGAAGGAACGCGAUUUCAUGCCUUCGUUGGAGUCGUACAUAUCGAGCGCUUGUGACGAGUCGGGGCGGCGGCGCACGGCGGAGGGGGGUUGGGGGUGGCGCGCGCUGCGGCUCCUGGCGCGACGCUCGCCGCACUUCUUCGUGCAAACCAACAACCCUAUAGGACGUCUCCCGGACUACCUCGAUGCUAUGGUCCAUCGCAUCACGAACGAGAUGGCCGCCAACGCUGCGGCCGCCACCACCGAGCAGUCGCCGAAAUCCGACGACAAGGCCAACAAGCCGGAUGUGACCGAGGAGGAAAUUAGUGAAGAACAAAUGGAGGCUGAUCUCAUAAAAGAAGGCGACGCGAAUGAUAUUGAACAGGUGCCCGACUCUACUCACGUCGGCGACGACGACUACGAGAAGUCGUCCAGGUCCCGCGUCACGAUGAUCACGCCCGCCCAGCUGGACGCGGUAUCGGCCCAGCUCUCGGACUGGAAGACGCUGGCCGUGAAGCUCGGCUACAAGCCGGACGAGAUCCAGUACUUCGAGACGGAAAACGCAACGGACGUCACGCGAGCCAAGAACAUGCUUCAGCUCUGGUUCGACGACGACGAAGACGCGUCGGUCGAGAACCUCCUCUACACUAUGGAGGGUCUGAAGAUGACCGAGGCCUGCGAGGCGCUCAGACGAGUUAUUUGACAUACAAUGAAACGUAGACAUAGAAGAAUAAAGUUUUAAAUUCGUAAA